AAUUUAGAGAAAGGAGAGUCGAGGACAGAAGAAAAAGAAACAUAAACUUCUUCUCGGAAUCAAGAAAGAGGGACCAGAAAUGGCGUGCAGGACUGCGUUGCGUUCCGCUCUGUUAAUAGAAGCGUGUCGACCCGUUCAUCUCACUCGGAGCUCCGCCUCCGCUUCAUUCAGGACCCGCGGGUUCCCCUCUCCCAGGCUGAGUGGGCAGUUCAGGACCCGGGGUUUCCACUUCGCCAAACGGACUCACCUCAACUGCUCCCACAACGAAAACGCGUCGUCUUUGUCUGAGGACGAACAAGGCCCGCCCCAAGAGGCCGUUUUGAAAGCAAUUUCAGAGGUGUCUAAAACGGAAGGGAGAGUUGGGCAAACCACGAAUGUGGUGAUUGGAGGUACGGUGACAGAUGAUUCUACGAAUGAAUGGCUCGCCUUGGAUCAGAAGGUAAAUUCGUACCCAACUGUUAGAGGGUUUACAGCGAUUGGAACUGGAGGGGAUGAUUUUGUGCAAGCUAUGGUUGUUGCUGUCGAAUCCGUAAUUCAACAACCUGUUCCUGAGGGUCAUGUGAGGCAGAAGGUAUCAUCAAGGGGCAAAUAUGUAUCUGUAAACAUUGGACCUGUUCAAGUCAUUUCUAGUGAACAGGUCCAAGCUGUGUACAACGCCAUGAGAAGAGAUGAUCGGAUGAAAUACUUUUUGUAGCUUGAUACUCCCAUUUUGUUUGUACUUUUGUACAGAGUGCCAAUUUUCUAGAGCCAGAGUCCCACUGUUGCCAUCCAAUUUAGUCUGGUUUGUGCUCUUUUGGAUUUCGGCUAAUUCAUGAUGUUAAUGGGCUGAGCAGUCUGUGGCAAUGCUGGUUCAAAGUCUAUCCAUCUGCUUGCUCGGAAUGUUUUAGGUAUAAUUCAGAAAGUAGGCAGGCAUUUAUCAGUCUGUAUUAUUCUAAUGUCAAUUUUAUGCUUUUAUUAUAAUAUGUUACUGAUUUUUAUGGAA
Molecule: messenger RNA, 982 nt
Organism: Prunus avium (sweet cherry)
Lineage: Eukaryota; Viridiplantae; Streptophyta; Magnoliopsida; Rosales; Rosaceae
Product: phosphoribosylformylglycinamidine synthase
Source: RefSeq, a predicted model, not a curated record